AUGACAAGACUUAGCUCACCAUUCGUUAAACAAACGUCAUUUGAGGUGGACUAUGCACCGGCAUUCAUUACUAAAUGGAAAUCACAAAGAACAGGGUUGCAAUUAACAUACAUCAAUCAACCAUCACCAGUAGUGAAUGGAUAUUUUGCAGUUGCCACUGAAAUCAGCGAUGAUUCUGGCUCGCCGCAUACUUUAGAGCAUUUGAUCUUUAUGGGAUCUAAGAAGUACCCUUACAAAGGUUUGUUAGAUACUUUAGGAAAUCGACUCUACUCACAAACCAAUGCAUGGACAGCGACUGAUCAAACGGUGUAUACUUUGACUACCGCAGGAUGGGACGGGUUCAAGACAUUGUUGCCUAUUUACUUGGACCAUUUGUUUAAUCCUACUUUGACUGAUGAAGCGUGUUUGACUGAAGUUUACCAUGUUGAUGGAAAGGGGAAAGAAAAGGGAGUUGUGUUUAGUGAAAUGCAAGGUAUUCAAGGCCAAUCAUGGUUUGAAACUUCUAAUCAUUUGCAGAAAAUCUUGUAUGCACCAGAGCUGGGGUACUCUUCAGAAACAGGUGGUUUGAUGGCUGAAUUACGUCAUUUGACUAACGAGAGGAUCAAGGAGUUUCACAAGUCCAUGUAUAGACCUGAUAAUUUAUGCGUCAUCAUAACUGGAUCAAUUGACCAAGAUGAGCUUUUGCAGAUCAUGACUGAGUUCGAUGCCGAGUUGCUGGAAUUACCAUCUGUGGCUAAUAAGAGGCCAUUUGUUGAUUCAAAACACAAUGAGCCAUUGACGGAAGAUGUUGUCAAAGUGGUUGAGUUUCCUGAAACCGAUGAAUCUACAGGUGAGGUAUUAAUGUCCUGGAUUGGUCCAUUGGGGGAUGAUCCCGUGAUUAAUACUGCUGUUGAUAUGGUUGGAGCUGCAUUCACUGAUAGUGCUAUUUCAUUAUUUAAUAAGCAUCUUGUGGAGAUUGAUAACCCAUAUGCUACUGAUGUAGAGUAUCAUACAGAUGAUUAUUUUAGAACAGCAUUGAAUUUCAUAUGCAACGGCGUGCCAACUGAAAAAUUGCAAGAGUUGGUGACCAAGUUGAAACAAUUGAUCAAAUCACAAACUAAUCCUGAAGAUUUUAACUUAUUAUACAUGAGACAAAUUAUCAAUCAACAACGAUUGAAAUUUAUAUCACAAACUGAAAAGUCUCCCAUUGCAUUUUCAAACAUGGCUAUACUUGAUUUUAUCUAUGGUAAACCCGAUGGUAGUGAUUUACCCAAAUGGACUCGAAAUCUUGAUGAAUAUGAUGAAUUGUUGACCUGGACGUCACAAAACUGGUGCGAUUUGAUUAAAGAGUAUUUUGUAGAUAAUAAGUGUGCGGUUGUGUUGGGAACUCCAUCAAGGAAAUUGAAUGAUGAAGUGAAGAAACAACAACGUGAGUUUAACAAGAGUAUUAAAGCAAAAUUAGGUGUUGAUGGGUUGAAACAGGCCGGAGAGAAGCUAGCUGCUGCUCACAAGUUUAAUGAUCGUCCUAUUCCUGAAGAGUUGCUUGUUGUGUUCGCCAAACCUGAUCCAUCAAAAAUUGCAUUCAUCAAGACAAGUUCAUACAAGGCAGGAUAUAGUAAAGGAAUCAUUAACGUUAACACCAACCAAUAUAUUGAAUCAGGCGAACUCCAUCAAAAGCUAACUCAAGACACGCCAUCUGAUUUCCCCCUUUUCAUGCAUUUUGAAAAUUUCAAAUCGCAAUUUGUCAACAUUCAACUAGUUAUGUCAUCCACCAAGAUAAAACCCCAUUUAUUAAAAUACAUGUCAAUAAUGGAAGAAAUUUUUACCAUGUCAAUAAAAUUUCCUCAGGGGGAGUAUAUGCCUUAUGAACAAGUAGUUGCUGAUUUGAAUCGAGAUUUGAUUGAAUUUCAACUUGAUAAUGGAUUCAAUUAUCAAUUUUUGGAUUUAAUUUCAAUGCUGGUUAAAUGUGAGACUAAAAAUUACGGCACUGCAAUCAAUUGGGUUUAUAACAUUAUUAAUUUUGUUGAAUUUGAAGAAAUGAGGAUUAAGGUUAUUUUGGAAAAAAUAUUGGGUUCGUUACCGGAUAAGAAACGCAAUGGCGAAUUGAUGAUGUAUUCAUCACAAUUUAGAAAUUUAUUCAAUAAUUCAUCAUUGAGAAAACAACAGGAUUCAAUGAAUACGGAAUCGUUUUUCAAGGAAUUGUUGCAAUUGAUUAAUGAUGGCAAGUUUGAUACAAUUAAGCGCGACUUGGAUGAGAUUAAACUGAGUUUGUUUCAGUUGGAUAAUAUUAAAGUGAUUGUAUUGGGUGAUAUAUCUACAUUGGAAACUCCAGUUAGUUUGUGGACAAAAUUCAUCACACAACUGAAGCAGCCAGAAGAAGAGGUUACAUCUUCCAUUGUUCCGUUUAGUCAAUUGCCAAGAUCGUAUCAAUUCAAAUCGGAUUUAGGUACUCGAUGCCAUCAUGAAGCAUUCCUCAUCGAUAUGCGAGCUACUGAAUCAACUCAUCUAGUUUCACUUACAACCAUCCCCACUGAUUACUUGCAUGAAGAUGUACCCCGAAUUGCCCUAGCCAUUGAGUUUCUUUGUGCAGUAGAGGGCCCAUUUUGGCGAUCAAUCAGAGGGUCAGGUUUGGCAUAUGGUGUAUCAAUGAAGCAAAAUAUUGAAACUGGGUAUUUGAGUUUUCAACUUUAUCGAGCUUCAGAUGCCAAACAAGGCUGGAUCGAAGCCAGAGAAUUGGUCAAACGAUAUGCUCAAGGUGAGUUGUCCAUUGAUGCAUUAAGUUUAGAAAAUGCCAUAGCAGCAAUCGUCAAUGAGAUAGCCAAUGCUCAAGAAUCAAGCUAUGAUUCGGCAAGUGCUAAAAUCAGUGAUAAUUUAUUCAAAGCUAGAGGGCCCAAUUAUAUUGAAUUGUACUUGAACCAAUUGAAUCAAUUGGAUGCGAAUGAUGUUGUAUAUGUAUUGAAGAAAUAUUUUGUUCAUUUAUUUGAUGCGAAAUAUUCUGUGGUUUUCACGAGUUUGCCAAUGGAGAAAAUUGAAGAAAUGGGUAAUUUUUUCCAAGGAGAAGGGUACAAUAUCAAUGUGGAGGAAGUUAAUCAUGAUGGGGUUGAUGAAGAGGAAUUUGAGGAGUAUAGUACAGAAGAAGAAGAAGAAGAAGAAGAAGAAGAAGAGAGUGGUGAUGAGGAAAGCGACAAUGAUAAUGAAUAA
Lodderomyces orthopsilosis Co 90-125 is the source of this 3180-nucleotide messenger RNA. RefSeq lists its product as uncharacterized. The coding region runs from base 1 to 3180 and encodes 1059 amino acids. NCBI's taxonomy places the organism in Eukaryota, Fungi, Ascomycota, Pichiomycetes, Serinales, Debaryomycetaceae. Gene Ontology annotation, molecular function: metal ion binding. The record is from RefSeq and is a predicted model, not a curated record. The transcript has a single exon.